GUGUAAUUUGGAAGGGUGAGAAGCUGAUCGAUGGCGUCCCCGAGACACUCGACUUGCUUCGCUCUCAUGGUAAGAAGCUAGUAUUUGUAACAAACAACUCAACAAAAUCAAGAAAGCAAUACGCCAAGAAGUUCCAUUCGCUUGGAAUUCCUGUUAAUGAGGAUGAGAUAUUCUCGUCUUCAUUUUCUGCAGCAAUGUAUCUGAAAGUGAAUGACUUUCCAAGAGAAAAGAAGGUUUAUGUAAUAGGCGAGGAAGGCAUACUGGAAGAACUGGAGCAAGCUGGCUUUACCGCACUAGGUGGCCCGGCAGAUGGAAAGAAGAAUAUUGAACUGAAAUCAAAUUGUCUGUUUGAGCAUGAUAAGAGUGUUGGAGCUGUUAUCGUGGGACUUGACCAAUAUAUCAACUUUUAUAAGCUACAGUAUGCAACUCUUUGCAUUCGUGAGAAUCCUGGUUGCCUUUUCAUCGCAACCAAUCGCGAUGCAGUGGGGCAUUUAACUGAUCUUCAAGAGUGGCCUGGUGCGGGAUGUAUGGUUGCUGCAGUAUGCGGAACAACCCAAAAAGAGCCUAUUACAGUCGGGAAGCCAUUGACUUUUCUGAUGGACUUUCUAUUGCAGAAGUAUAAAAUCACUACGUCCAGGAUGUGCAUGGUUGGUGACAGAUUGGACACCGAUAUUCUAUUUGGACAGAAUGCCGGUUGUAGAACUCUCCUUGUUUUUUCAGGUGUAACAAAUGAAUCAAAAUUUCAAGAUUUAUCCAAAGAAGUUAAACCAGAAUACUAUACCAAUUCUAUAGCUGACCUUCUCAAGUACAUUUAGCAUUCUUUGCAAACCUAUUUUGCUCGGACUCGUCAAAAACGUCAAUGGAUGCGUGUUGGAUUCGCCAAAUUUAGUGUAUUUUUGAAGAAUCUUACAUAGGUGCGGCGUCAAAAAUGAAGAGUCCGCGCAACUUAGGUUGAAACAAGUAAAUUAGAGGGUAACAAAUUUCUUAUUAUGUAUAAGUUGAUGUUUUUUGUUCAUCAUAACUUAGAAUUAGUCCUAAUGAAUAAAUGGUCAGAUGGAGAAUAAUUAGUUUGAGUCAAAAAUAUUUCGCCGAGGGUCUAUUGAGAACAGCCUAUCUAUGCUACAAAGGUAGAGGUAAGGUCGGCGUAGAACCUAACUUCUCGUGAUUCCAUUUGUGGGAUUAUGCUGGGCUUCUUGUUGUUGUAACUUGGUGUGUGUGGAUGGAUCUUUAUCCUAUAUAUAAUAAUUAGUCCGAAUCAAAAAUAUUUCUUGUUUUUGAGUCGAGAGUCUAUCGAGGACAACCUUUCUACACGACAUUGGUAGAGGUAAGGUCGGCGUAGAACCUACCUUCUCGUGAUUCCACUUGUGGGAUUAUGCUGGGCAUGUUGUUGUUGUUGUUGUAACUCGGUGUGUACGUGGAUCUUUAUACUAGGUCGUGGUAGGGAUUCAUUUAUAUAUUUUGGUCCUCUUCCUUCUCUCGUUUC
Messenger RNA from Capsicum annuum, 1483 nucleotides. RefSeq names its product phosphoglycolate phosphatase 2. NCBI's taxonomy places the organism in Eukaryota, Viridiplantae, Streptophyta, Magnoliopsida, Solanales, Solanaceae. The record is from RefSeq and is a predicted model, not a curated record. Gene Ontology annotation, molecular function: phosphatase activity.